CAAUGUCAAUAUAAAAGUGGCACUGGAUCGACACAACACACCGUGUCUUCUGCGUGUCAUCUAAUCAAGCUUCACCAUCAAGCUAAACCAGCGUAGCCAUGACCAGGAUCAUCUUCUAUGAGGACAGGAACUUCCAGGGUCGCAGCUAUGAGACCAGCAGCGACUGCCCCGACCUCAACAUGUACCUAAACCGCUGCCAGUCGGUCAGGGUGGAAAUGGGCUGCUUCGUCAUCUACGACCGCUCCAACUUCAUGGGCAACCAGAUGUUCCUGAAGAGGGGAGAGUACUCCGACUUCCAGCGUAUGGGCUCCAUGAUGGGCAUGGGGGAUAUGACCAUGCUGGAGUCCAUCCGUUCCUGCCGCAUGAUCCCAAUGCACCGGGGACAGUUCAGAAUGAGGCUGUACGAGAAGGAGAGCUUCGGAGGCCAGAUGCACGAGCUGAUGGAAGACUGCGAGUCCAUCCAGGAGCGUUACCGCAUGUCCGAGAUGCAGUCCUGCAACGUGAUGGACGGACACUGGCUCAUGUACGAGCAGCCCCAUUUCAGAGGCAGGAUGAUGUACGUGAGGCCUGGAGAGUACAGGAGUAUCAGAGACAUGGGCAUGAGCACCAUGAUGAGAGUUCGCUCCAUCAGAAGGAUCAUGGAUGCCUGUGAGGGUCAGCGGCAUUGAUGCCUGAGAUUCCUGCUGUCCUGACAUCCAAAAGGCUGCUAAAAGGCACAAUUCUCAUUGAAUGUAAUAAAACUCUUAUUUUGAAGUA
Molecule: messenger RNA, 756 nt
Organism: Oncorhynchus kisutch (coho salmon)
Lineage: Eukaryota; Metazoa; Chordata; Actinopteri; Salmoniformes; Salmonidae
Product: gamma-crystallin M3-like
Exons: 3
Coding region: 99-668 (189 amino acids)
Biological process (GO): lens development in camera-type eye; visual perception
Molecular function (GO): structural constituent of eye lens
Source: RefSeq, a predicted model, not a curated record